ACCCACCAGUAGUCGCAGUAUUCGGUGGGCUGUUGUGUGUCCCGCUUUAACCAUCCCCAUUUCGCGUGAGUGCCAGCGGGGAGAAGGGGAAACAGCCAGUCUUUUCGUGGUCGACUCCCCUGUAGCAAACAAUCUAUGGGCCUACAUCGUGCCCUCCUCCCCGGCGCCAGCUUCGGAGUCGCCGAGUAGAGCACGAGUUCGUGUCCCCGCAGGGGGACAGGUACUUACCAAAUAAUCAAGCAAGCUAGCGAGAAGUUUGCCGAACUCUGCGUAUUAGCAGCAACGGCCUGAGCGGUGGUACAAAUAGCCGCAGUCGUUGUUGUCGUCUCUCAGAGUACAGCGUCGCUUCUGUAUUCAGCCUUCUUGUCUGUCUACGGUUUUGUCGGGUUGUGCCAGCUAUGCUACUGCUUAAAACCGUUCUUCGGCUACCGCUUAAAACCACCGCUGUUUCACUUUUAAGUGAAUAUAGGAAAUUGUAGCAAGGUUAGAAAGAAAUGCAUCGGAGAUUAAAAUCGACAAGAGGCGGUAUUGGGUUUAAUGUUGGUAGUACAGCGAUACUGAUCAUUUAGAUUAGUGUUGUAAUCUUAUUCUGGUAGGGUGUCCCCAUCUUAAACGCCCGAAGGAAGCUUAUGGCAUGACACAUGUUUGUUUGGUAUGGUAAGUGGCACUUGCUAUUUACUGGCAAUCAGAAGCACCAAAUAUUGGCGGUGCUUCUGAUUCAACUGACUCGUCUGCUUUUUGCAGUCAGUAACUGACAGGCGGAUAAGACCUUUGGAAGCGUGUUUUCCUAUUAUAGCCUGUAUCAUUCGUUUCAUGAACCGCCGUGUUAACAUUAUGCGUCGCAAACGCUUGCUUUCGCCGACUAUGCAUAAUGAACCCGGUUGUCCUGCGAUCCCAAGAGACUGAAAUAAUGAAUUCAACGUUCAACUUGAAUUCUUGGUAUGGCAAAGGUACGUACUGAGCCGUACGGCUGACUCGACAAGAGUAGGGGUCAUUAUGCUGACCCCGGUAUUAAGCGUUCAGUUAUUAUAUAUACAUCAGGGGUAUUUCCUGUAGUAAACAUUAAACAUUUACGAGACAAAGUUGCGUUCAUUUUUGCCCCUUGUUCCCGGUGGGGUGUCCUUCGCUUAAGGAUAUGUCAGCAAAAUCUUUUUCAACUUGCAUAUCAGAGCGAAGCAAGUUUGAGAACAGUACACCUCAUAAUGAAAUGCCGUGUGAGUUCGGGCAGUACGUGCUUUGCUAUCAUGUCCGUUAUUUUCCUAUAAUUGUUUGGACUUCGCUUACGCUUAUUAUGCUUACAUGAGAUUUUGUCAUGUCCGUGUUGCACCCAUUAGUUUAUAGCCGUGUUUAAACAUGUUUUUGCUCGCUUAUUGUUCAUUGUUAAAAAAUAUUUAUUAAAAGCUAGCAGCCGGUCUGUCAGUAACUGCGCACGCUGAACUCUGUCUUUGCCAGAGUUCUUAACAAAUUGAAACCUAAGUGGUGUCUUUAUUAUCGUCUUCGUCCUCGUCCUUGGUAGGUUCGGUUAAAUUUUGCCGGUCGCGUUGUACGUUGCCGGAAAACGGCGGUGCUCGCUUACUCGUUGUGUCUGCCAUCCGAUGGAGGGUCAGUCAGUCAGUAUUUGUAUCAUCAGUUAGUUAGUCUUUUUCGAGCCACAUAAGGCAGUGAUAAUCUCUGAUCUAUGUAAUUGAAAUUAUUUCGUAGUAGUAAUCAGCGAUGCUGGCCUAUGUAAAUAGUUAGGCUGUCGUGGCUCGCCGCCGUGGCAUCAAGCCGAAUUUGCUUUAGCUACCACUGUGUUGUUGAUUGCGUUGGUGGUGACGAAGUAGUUCGCUCGUACUACUCAAACGUGUCAUCAUAAGCCGGUGUGUGGUAUUAGAUGAUCGCUGUGUUAAGCCGCAAUUAUUGUGGCCGGCCUACUUUUUCGCGGCAAAUACGGCAGCCGGGUGCGUACCGACGGCUAGUCCGGGCGCGGGGCAACUCACAGGCAAUCAACGGCGUAAGCGCCAUAACGGUUCAGUUGAAACGCCACAACCAUGACAGCUGCAGUAGCAGCACCAGUAGCGGGAACAGAAUAAACCGACAGCAGUAGCAGCAAUCUCUCCGACAGCGGAGCGUCGUAGCAGCUUUCAGCCAUCGGGCGAACGACAACGACUGCUGCUGCUGCUGCAGGCUGGCAACCAUUUAGCUGUCGCGAUUGGCCGGAACUGGUGCAAGAUGCAAGUAGAGUGAAAACGGACGAAAAAAGGCUUCGUUCAACCCCUCCCCACUUAGUCCUUUACUUACCCUAACAGCAAUCCACACCAGUCAGUCUUCUAUUGCUGGUCCAAAUAGCAGAGUUCGACAUUUAUUGGCGUGGGGUGAGGUGGAGUGAGCUCAUUGGUGGCCUGGAGCAUAAUCAAAGGUUAAGGAUGCGAGCGCUGUAGACAGAGUCGAAGCAGAACGCGUGUAAUUUACUCCAAUAUGUCCUUGCGUCCACCAAUUUGCGUGGUAUCUCGAGUUUACUUUUCAUUUAACUGCCAACCGCUUUGAAGGGAAAGAAGCCAAUUGACUUCUCGUUGACAACAACAACAAAAACAAGCAUACUUAUUGAAGAAUAAGGCAAUUAGUUCCACCAGCAGCCUUAAUAAAUGCUUCGGGUUUUGCACUGGGAGCCUAUUUACUGACUACUCGGUCAGAUAAGCUUGUGGAUGAGUCAAAAGGUAGAAAAGCCUUCGCUGUCAGGGCAACGCAUCAAGACUCGCAAAAGGGAUGAGAAGGAGAAGUACGAUCCCAUCGGCUUUCGUGACGCGAUCCUGACAGGAUUGGAGGCGAACGGAUGCUCCGCCUCCGACCUUGAAGGGGUACACAAGUACCUGGACUCUGCCGGAAAUAAGCUCGACUAUCGUCGCUACGCUGAGGUCCUCUUUGAUCUCAUUAUCGCCGGAGGCAUUCUUGCACCGGGCGGGAGCAUCGUAAAAGAUGUGCGCGCCGACGGUCAGCCGGGCACGACGGAGAUCUGCGUAUUUUGCGCCAAGGAUGCCGCCCAGGUUAAGGGCUACGCAAACCUCCUCGUCAAGCUGAUCCGGCGCUAUAAGUACCUGGAGCGAUCGCUCGAAGAAUCAUUUGGAAAGGUGAUGAUGUUCAUGCGUGGCUUCGAUGCAGAUCAACGUGAAAAGUUGGCGGCUGUGACCGCUUUUCUUCUUACCGUUGGCCUUAUCCCGACUUCGGUACUUUCCAAACUGCUUCAGGAUCAUCUCAUCAAAGAUGGAUGCGCACUCAAUUUCCUCUUGAGCUGCCUAAAACGUUGGAGCGAAGAGAAGGAUGCGGCCACCAUUUGGAGUGCCCUGAGGCGUUACCAGCUGGAGCAGCGUUUGAUGGAGUUCAUGCCUGUUGCCAAGCGUACGGAGCCCAACCUUACUCAGGCAUUGUCGGACGAAGGUCUUUCGGCCUUGGUGGAUUAUCACCGUGCACACGCUUGCCAAUCGGUCAAACGCGAACUACAGAGCACCCUUAAGCAGCUGUUAGAAGAAAGGUUUUCUCAGGAGCGUAUAAUCGAUGAGAUCAACAGCAGGGCAAGUGCAUCCGAUCUGUCAGACUCUGAUGUCGUUGUUCUCUUGUGGACGACACUAAUGAACAUAAAGGAGUGGAAUAAAAAGCAAGAGCUGGCGGCCGAGCAAAGCGUUAAAUAUCUUCGACAGGAAGUUGCACCUCUUCUUGCCGAGUUUGCCGGACGCAGCCAAAAGGCAGAAAUGGCACUGAUGCGUGCUAUACAGGAGUAUUGUUACGACAAUAUCAAUUUCCUUAAGGUCUUCCAGAAAAUUGUCGUUCUGCUGUACAAGUGCGAUGUACUUUCAGAGGACACGAUCCUAAAGUGGUACAGUGAGAGCCAUUCAGCAAAAGGUAAAUCCGUGUUCCUCGAUCAGAUGAAGCCGUUCAUCGAGUGGCUGAAGAACGCCGAGGAGGAGGAUACUGAUGAAGAUGACGAUUAGAGACGGUGGCAAGAUCAACGCACAACCGAGCGGCUGCAUUGUGUCAGUGAGUGGCGACAACAGCAACAUCAGCAAAUCUAGAACAUCAAAUAAGAUCAACAAUAGAACGAGAGAAGUUCGAUUAGAGAAAUCGACUCACGUCAAAACCAAUCAUUAGCAGCAGCAGUAACGGACAUAUGUAUCGACAGUCAAAACUUUCAAAAAUAAAACUACCGCACGAGCCACCGAAAUUCUAAGAACAGUUAGCAGCUGGCAGUUGCUUCAACGGUAUGGGAUUGAGGCAAAGUAUUGUUUUUUUUUUGUUGCGUGCUGCUGCUGUUAUAUCAAAUUGCUCUGUUAAUUGGGACGGUGGCAACAACGACUACGAUAAUGGCCGAUGGCGUCGUGAUACCUCUGUUACAACUACCCAAUACUUUUAUUACGACGGUUAUUUGGUCGAACGAGUCGCAGUAUUUAAAACUAAAAUGAGGGCAAUAAGAUCCGACAAGUUAUCGACAAGUGUUCGACCUCAGCGAGUUUCAAGAGUGCCCACGAGCAUACUACAUUUAGAGUAUAAAACAACCAACUGAAGGAGACACACACGGACAUACCAAGAACUAGUGCAUAAGUACUUGUUGUUGUAUUCGUCGUCGAAUUGCACUGAAAAUAAUGACGGAGAACAAGAAAAGAAAAGGGCUACGGUGAAUUAGGCAUAUUAUAAUUGGCAUCAUUGUGUAAAAUGGUCUAAAGUAGCCCCCUUCUUCAAAUAAAUCCAAACGAUGAACAGUGGCUAAAAGGCUUGCCACCUUUUCUCUUCACGAGUUGAAUAAUAACAACAAUUAAUCAUUGAAAAUAAUCAUUAUGCAGAUUAUGACGAUGACCAAUGAGCAUCAGUGAAGGUAGUGAUGAUGGCCACGGUAAUAAUAUGAAUAAUAAUCAUAACAAUAAUGACAACGUGAUCAUGACAGUAUCACCAACAACAGGAACAAACAUUAAAAAAAAGGAGGAGAGCUGACAAAAAUAAAAACAAGGUAUGAGGCGACACAACAACACAUAAUAGUAAUAAUAAAAGAGCGCUUAUGUUUUAUACCGAAAA
Varroa destructor (honeybee mite) is the source of this 5040-nucleotide messenger RNA. It is a transcript of the gene kra, whose product is annotated as basic leucine zipper and W2 domain-containing protein kra. Gene Ontology annotation, cellular component: membrane; cytoplasm. Gene Ontology annotation, molecular function: protein binding. NCBI's taxonomy places the organism in Eukaryota, Metazoa, Arthropoda, Arachnida, Mesostigmata, Varroidae. The record is from RefSeq and is a predicted model, not a curated record.